Messenger RNA from Sesamum indicum (sesame), 1520 nucleotides. Its product is annotated as AP2/ERF and B3 domain-containing transcription factor RAV1. Gene Ontology annotation, biological process: regulation of DNA-templated transcription. Gene Ontology annotation, molecular function: DNA-binding transcription factor activity; DNA binding. The record is from RefSeq and is a predicted model, not a curated record. NCBI's taxonomy places the organism in Eukaryota, Viridiplantae, Streptophyta, Magnoliopsida, Lamiales, Pedaliaceae.
CUCACCCCUUGUCUCCACACCUCAUCUCAUAAUUCAAACUUCUCAUUCUGUCCCAUCUGUACCUAUCCUCCAACAAUACCAUACUAUCAUUUUCUCUUCACACCAGAAUGGAUGCAAGCAGCGCAGAUGAAAGCACAACCAGUGACUCCUUAUCAACCACGCCCUCGCCCAUCAAGCCGCCGGAGAUCAGUCUCUGCCGCAUGGGCAGCGGCACCAGCGUGAUCAUCGACGCGGAAAACGGAGUCGAAGCGGAGUCUAGAAAGCUGCCCUCAUCGAGAUUCAAAGGCGUAGUCCCUCAGCCUAAUGGCAGGUGGGGUGCACAAAUCUACGAGAAGCACCAAAGGGUCUGGUUGGGCACUUUCAAUGAGGAAGAAGAAGCCGCCAGAGCUUACGACACUGCCGCGCAGCGGUUCCGGGGCCGGGACGCCGUCACUAACUUCAAGCCAUUGGCGGAGAAGGAAGACGAGAUCGAAGCCGCUUUCUUGAGCUCCCAUUCGAAAGCCGAGAUUGUUGACAUGCUCAGGAAACACACGUACAAUGAUGAGCUGGAGCAAAGCAGGAGAAACUACGCCGGGAACAAGAUGGCGAAAGACGGCCUCUUCAGCCUAUCCAGCGGCGGCGGCGACAGGGCGUUGAAAGCCCGAGAACAGCUCUUCGAAAAGGCGGUGACGCCUAGCGAUGUGGGCAAGCUUAACAGGCUUGUGAUCCCCAAACAACAUGCAGAAAAGCACUUCCCUUUGCAGAACGGAAACAAUUCGAAAGGAGUUCUAUUGAACUUGGAAGACAAAGGGGGCAAAGUAUGGAGAUUUCGUUAUUCAUACUGGAACAGCAGCCAGAGCUACGUCCUGACAAAAGGGUGGAGCCGGUUUGUGAAGGAGAAGAAUUUGCGGGCCGGCGACAUUGUGAGUUUCCAGCGAUCAACCAUCCCGGACAAGCAGCUUUACAUUGAUUGGAAACCAAGGAACAAUGGAUCCAAUGCCGCAGCAAUCGGGCUGUCAGGCCUUGUUCAGCCCGUUCAGAUGGUUAGGCUAUUUGGAGUAAACAUAUUUGAAGCGCCAAGAAACGGUGGCGACGCCGCCGCCAUUGAUAGUUGCAGCGGGAAAAGGCUUAGAGAAAUGGAGAUCUUGGGAUUGGAGUGCAGCAAGAAACAAAGAGUAAUUGACGCCUUGUAACAUUUAAUUUUAACCUUUUUCUUUUUAGUUGUAAUCGGUUCUUGUUGUUGAUUUGAAGUGGUAGUGAGUACUGUAGAUGAUGUUUUAUGUUGGGGAAUGGGAUGGCGUUGUUGGAAUCAAGAUGGGAAAAAGGGUUUGCAAUUGUACAGUACAGUGAUCAGACAAAAAACAGAAGAAGGGUAGCUGAAGAACUUAGGUGGAGAAAGAAAUAUUGAAAUACCAAAAAAUAUUAAUUUUGUUUGUUUCAAGAAUUUCAACCGUUGAGACAGAGUUAUCAGCUGCUGCUAUUAUUAUUGUAUGACUUGGUAUUGGUCAGGUUUUCUUUUCAAGCAGCCAAUGCUUUUUGCA